AUGUCCACAGGCAUCCUCCGCGUCCAAGGCUCCCAACUAAUUGGCAACGACAACAGACCCAUCAUCCUCCGAGGAACUGCACUAGGAGGAUGGAUGAACAUGGAGAAUUUCAUAACCGGCUACCCAGCACAAGAAUCCCAACACCGCGCCUCCAUGCUCAAAACCCUCGGCGCAGAAAAGUCCAACUUCUUCUUCGACAAACUCCUCACCUACUUCUUCACCGAACAAGACGCCGCGUUCAUCGCCUCCAAGGGUCUGAAUUGCCUCCGCGUGCCGUUCAACUAUCACCAUUUCGAGGAUGAUAUGAAUCCAAGAGUCCUAAAGGACGACAAUGGAUUCAAGUAUUUGGACCGAGUGAUCGACCUCUGCGCCCAGCACGGGAUCUACACGAUCCUAGAUUUGCACGCUGUGCCAGGUGGCCAGAACCCGGACUGGCAUUCCGACAACACGACCAACGUGGCGUCGUUCUGGACGCACAAGGAUUUCCAGGACCGGGUGGUGUGGUUGUGGAAGGCCAUCGCGGGGAGGUAUAAAGGCAAUGCGUGGGUGGCGGGGUAUAAUUUGUUGAACGAGCCUUGUGAUGCGGAGCAUGUGAGGUUGGUGAGGUUUUAUGAGCGGAUUGAGAGGGAGGUGAGGAGUGUGGAUCCGGAGCAUGUUUUGUGGUUGGAUGGGAAUACUUUCUCGAUGGAGUGGAGGGGGUCUGAGGAGGUGUUGCCGAAUACGGUUUAUGGGUUGCAUGAUUAUUCGAUGAUGGGCUUCCCCAAAGGCGAACGAUAUGCAGGCACGGAGGAACAAAACUCCCAGCUCGAAAGACAGUUCCUCCGAAAAGCAGAGUUCAUGACCAAAUACGAUGCACCCGUUUGGAACGGCGAGUUCGGGCCGGUGUAUGCGGAUCCGGCACUCGACAAGGACCAUGAAGAGGUCAACGCCGCGCGCAUCAACCUUCUAGGCCAGCAGCUCAAAAUCUACGACAAGUACAAGAUCCACUGGAACAUCUGGCUGUACAAGGACAUCGGCCUGCAAGGCAUGCUGCAUGCGAAUCCGGAGAGCAAAUGGAUGAAAACGAUUGCGCCAUUCCUCGAGAAGAAGCGUGCGUUGCAGCUUGAUGCUUGGGGGAGACGCCCAAGCAAGGAAGUAGAAGAUGUGAUCAAUCCUUUGGUGGAGUUUAUUGACAAGCAUAUUCCUCAGUCUAAGAUGCAGUAUCCGACGCCUUGGGCGACUGAGAGGCAAAUCGUGAGAUUGGUCAACCAGCUGUGGAUGGCAGGGUGUUUGUCGGACGAAUUUGCGGAGCUGUUCAAAGACAUGAGCUUUGAGGAGCUGGAUGAGUGUGCGAAGAGUUUCCAUUUUGAUGAGUGCCUGCAGCGAGACCAGCUGAACCUGGUUCUCGAAUCUCACGCAAAGUUGGCUGAAGGAGAUGGCAGCUGGACGAGGCCUAUGGCGGACACAAAUGGUGUCAAGUUGGAGCUUGACUAG
Molecule: messenger RNA, 1473 nt
Organism: Zasmidium cellare ATCC 36951
Lineage: Eukaryota; Fungi; Ascomycota; Dothideomycetes; Mycosphaerellales; Mycosphaerellaceae
Product: glycoside hydrolase family 5 protein
Exons: 3
Coding region: 1-1473 (490 amino acids)
Biological process (GO): glucan catabolic process
Cellular component (GO): extracellular region; cell surface
Molecular function (GO): beta-glucosidase activity
Source: RefSeq, a predicted model, not a curated record